Molecule: messenger RNA, 2247 nt
Organism: Pelobates cultripes (western spadefoot toad)
Lineage: Eukaryota; Metazoa; Chordata; Amphibia; Anura; Pelobatidae
Source: the annotation of a GenBank genome assembly
AUGGAUGGACAGAAGAAACAAAACAGAGAGCCAACUGAGUGCCAGAAAAUGGAGCAUCAGGAGGAUAAGUCCUGCAUCCUGAGCACCAAGAGUUUUAGCCAAACUCCAAUUGUGAGAUUUAGACCAAAAGCUGUCACUGGAGAGCCAUGUCCUCACGAGGUGGGGGAACGUUACCACCUUUCAUAUAAGAUGGGAAUUGGAGCAUGUCGCCUGAUCCAAGACAUUCUGUCCGCUCAUGGGUUCCAGGAGGCUGAAGCCACCAGCAGAAACUUCAAUGUGCUGUGGACAGGGCCCCUCCAGAAACAAAGUCUCGUAACGAACCUUUCCAGCUUUCAGCGAAUUAAUCACUUCCCCAAAUCAAAUGCCCUGGGCCACAAGGAUCAACUGUACAAAAAUCUUCAAAAGCUGAAGAAAAAACACAGGAACCACAGUUUCGACUUCCUGCCUGAGAGCUAUGUGCUUCCUGGCCAGUACCGGGAAUUCUGCAAAGCUUUAUUAAAAGAUCGAGGUACUUGGAUUACAAAACCAGUGUCUUCAUGUGAAGGCCGUGGAAUAAACCUUAUUAGAAACCCACCUAAAAUGAUUGGGAAAGAUAAGAUCUUGGUCUCCAAAUAUAUCAGUAACCCCCUCCUCAUAGAUGGGUAUAAAUUUGAUCUCCGCCUCUACGUGCUGGUGACAUGCUAUGAUCCUUUAAUUAUUUAUUUAUAUAAGGAAGGAAUCACCAGGUUUGCCACGGAAAAGUAUGAACUGACAGAAAAGACCUUGAGCAACAGGUUUAUGCAUUUAACCAACUACAGCGUAAACAAAGAGAGCGCAUCUUUUGUCAGAAGUCAGAAUCCAGAUGUUGAAGACUGUGGCAGCCAAUGGAGCUUCAGUGCUCUGUUGCGUUACUUAAAGAAGAACGGUAAGGACACAGCAACCCUCACCUCCAAAAUAGAGGAUCUUGUCAUCAAGGCAAUUAUAUCCGCAGAGGAAACAAUUACCACGUCAUGCAGAUAUACACUUCCUCACAAAAGAAACUGUUUCGAACUCUAUGGCUUUGAUGUAUUGAUCGAUGAGAACCUGAGUCCCUGGCUAAUGGAGGUUAACACGUCUCCAUCUGUAACUUGUGACGAUUUACUCAAUUUAAAAAUCAAGAGCAAUCUGGUUGCAGAUAUGCUUUCUUUAGUCGGUGUGGAGUGUAAGAAUCCACUGGAGAAAAAAGAUAAAUUGACCUUAGCUAACGCAUACGAUGAGGAGAUCUUUCAUUGGGUUAAAGACAAGGAGGAAGAGAGGAGAGGGGGGUUUGUAAGGCUAUUCCCCAGGAAAGACACAUGGCAGCGCUAUGGUCCUUUACUGACAUACAAGGUCAUGAAUAAAGCCUUGUCUAAACAUCUUUAUGAAAAAAAGCCUGCAAUGUAUGGAAAGAGCAGCAGUGGACCCCGUCAGAAUAUAGAGGUGUAUGAAGCAAAGCUGCCUCCUCUAACCCAAAACAUGAUAGAAUACCAGGAGAAGACAAACAAGUUAGUCGAAAUUUCAAAGACACUUAAGAAGAAUGCUGUAAAAGCUGUCCCAGUGUUAGUAAACAGAAGACCAAAACUUGAAAAACCAUCUUGUCACAGUGGAAGGGACAAAUUCCCAGAGCCAGGGAGCGGGAGAGAUAGAAAAAAAUUAGAAAUAUCUUUCCACAGUGGAAGGGCAGCUGUCCCAGAGGUAGGGGGCAAGAGAUCAGGAAAAAAUGUGGAAACAGCUCGCUGCAGUGGAAAGAAAGUUGCCCAGGAGGUGAGGAGCAGGAGACCAGGAAAUAGUGCUGUAACAUCUCUUUGCAGUGGAAAAGAAGCUAUUCCAAAGAUUGGGAGCAGAAGUACCGGAAAGGUUGUGGAAAAAUCUUGCCGCAAAGGAAGUGAAGUUGUCCCAGAGAUAAGGAAUAGGAAACCAGGAAAUAUUGCGGAAACAUAUCACCGCAGCAGUAGGGAAGCUCUCCCGAAGGUGGAAAAGAGGAGGCCUGGAAAUAUUUUGAAAACAUGUCAUCAAAGUGGAAGGGAAACUGGCCAGGAGUUGAAAAGCGGAAGACCAGCUGGUUCAAAGACUAAUGUUUUGGAGGCAUGCCUUGUCUCAGUCAGUAGUGUAAAAGAACCAACAAUGAUUGAGAGCGACAAGACAGAAUGUUUGUGGCAACAAAACGAGGCACUUAAAAAACGUUCCCAACAUAUUAAGGACAUAUGUGAUGGCUUUUCAUCUUAUUACAAACAGGCAUUCUUGGAAUAA